AUGUCAAACCGAUCUCAACCUGUUGAUUCAUCAACCCAAGAAUCGGAAUCACACAAAAAACACAAACCAAACUCUCUCACUAUUCAUCACCUAACACAAGAUGAAAUGAGUAUUGUUUUAAACUUCCUUCACAAGGGUGAAAUUUUAAUUCUGGCCACUCUGUGUAAACAACUUUACUCCACUAUUUACAAUCUAGUGGAGAGUAUCAUUCAUCCGAGAGAAUUUAAUGUUGAAAAUUGGAGUUCCAGAUCGUUGGAAAGCAUGCUCUCCCACUACUCUUGGUUAGAUGUUGGGAAGAAGACGAUCAGGAAAGAAAUUGAAGAAAUGGCUAAUAGAGGAGGAAUUGAACGAUUGGCUAAAGUUUUUUACGCAGAAUUUGAAGAUGCUGAUGAUGUUUUCAGCAUUCCAUUGAGAAAAGAGGAUAAAUAUUCAAAAAUCUCACAACAAUGGAUCAAACUUAGUAACAAAUAUCAAGAUACAAGAAAUACUGUUGAAGAGACUGUGGUCGAUCAAGUACCUGUUGGAUUUCAAGUUAGGAAACUUUGUUUAGUCUCCAACAAUCCCUUCAAAACUUUGAACUAUUUGCAAAAUAUUGAAGAAUUACUCUUACAUCGUCGUCAUGUGGGUAAUGUGGAACCUCUCAGUGAUGGAUUCAGAGCAAUCAUGUUAAACAAGUUGAGAAUACUUCGUAUUGAUUUGUCUGAUUGUGAGGAUUAUAUGAAAGCUUACAUUUCUGGUUUAUUGCAAUUGAGCCCAAACUUGGAAAGACUUGAAAGUACGAGUUGCUUAUUACAGUGGGAUGACGAAUUAAUUGUAUUUAUAUCAGAAAUGUGCAAAAAAUUGAAAAAAAUCAAAUUGAAGGGAAAUUCAAAUAUAUCUGAUGAUUCACUUUAUAAGGUUUUUAAAAAUCUUCCUCACUUGACUCAUUUUGAAAUUGAAAAUAAUGCAGUAUUUACUGGAAAGUUUUUGAGUAAGAUUGGAGAGUUUCCACAGUUGAAAUUUUUCAAAGUGGACAGAAGAGGUGAUGAUUUGGUUGAAAGUUGUGCAGACCUACAUUUAGGGGGUGGUAUUCUUCCUAAUUUAGAAUUUUUGGAACUGGGUAUUGAGUAUGAUAGUAUCUAUGAGAAUGAACAUUUAUUUAUUGAAAGUUUAAAGUUGGUAACACCCAAUCUUAAAUGUGCUGGUUCUAUGAUUAAUAUCUAUGAAGGUUAUGUCUGCAGGUAUGCUCUAAAAACUCUCGAAUUAUUCGUGAAUACCCUUGAAAGUUUUACACUUAGUACUAUUAGCGCAUUAUGUAAUCCCAUUAUUGCUGCCAAGUUUUUCAAGUUGUUACCAAAUGUCAAAACUUUUAAGGUAGAAGGUGUCUUGACGCUCGAUGUUUUAAAAGAAUUGGAAAUUCAUUCUAAAGUAGAAAAAUUGACAUUGGAAACAACAGUAUUGAGCCUUGAGUAUUUACUUAAACUCUCAAAAGUGUUUCCAAAUCUUAAAAUAUUGAAAUUCAAAGAGAAUGUUUCAUCAUCCUAUGAUACACAAACAGCAGAUGUACUGAAUGUUUUGAAAGUUAUAAAUGAUGGACAUUUCCAGCAUUUGGAAAUGAUAAGCAUUUAUGGAAUGCAAUUUCUUGGAAAUGAUAAGCAUUUAUGGAAUGCAAUUUCUCGAUGA
Messenger RNA from Naegleria gruberi, 1662 nucleotides. RefSeq lists its product as uncharacterized. The record is from RefSeq and is a predicted model, not a curated record. The transcript has a single exon. The coding region runs from base 1 to 1662 and encodes 553 amino acids. Lineage: Eukaryota; Heterolobosea; Eutetramitea; Acrasida; Naegleriidae.